Molecule: messenger RNA, 3961 nt
Organism: Neoarius graeffei (lesser salmon catfish)
Lineage: Eukaryota; Metazoa; Chordata; Actinopteri; Siluriformes; Ariidae
Gene: chrd
Product: chordin
Exons: 20
Coding region: 193-3060 (955 amino acids)
Biological process (GO): multicellular organism development
Molecular function (GO): protein binding
Source: RefSeq, a predicted model, not a curated record
AGCUCGAGCUCUUAACUGCUUUACCUUAUUCUGUGCUUAACCCUGUUUUAGCUUUGAUUUAUGAUCGUUUCCGUGCAGGUUCUGCUUUCUGGAGUGUUUGAAGACCGAGACGGAGAAGAAGAGAAAAGAGGGAAAGUUAUUUCCCCCCUCUUUGCUUUAGCUGACUAAGGAGGAGGAGGAGGAGGAGGAAGGAUGGAGAGUGUGCGCGUGCUGUUGGGCGCCGUGCUGUUCGUGCUGCUGAGUUGCUCGCGUUCACCGUCGCCCGAGGCCUCGCGCAUUAAGUCCGGAGCCGCGCUGCCCAUCCAGCCCGAGAGAGAACCGGUUCCGUCCAAAGGAGUGUCCGGAUGCUCAUUCGGAGGGAGGUUCUAUUCUCUGGAGGAUACGUGGCACCCAGACCUCGGGGAUCCUUUUGGUGUUAUGCACUGUGUCAUGUGUCACUGCGAACCGCAGAGGAGUCGACGUGGAAGAAUGUUUGGGAAGGUGAGCUGUAAGAAUAUAAAGCAGGACUGUCCCAAACCCAACUGUGACGAACCGGUCCUGCUGCCGGGACACUGCUGUAAAACAUGCCCUAAAGUUGCAGGUGAAUCAGGCAGGAAGUCCACAGAGACUUUGUUAGAUGGUUUCAUGUUUUUCCAGGAGAAAGAUGACGACCUUCACAAGUCGUACAACGACAGAUCAUAUCUCAGCUCAGAGUACAUAAAUGGGGGAGACAGCAAAACAGAUUUUGUUGCAUUGUUGACCGGCGUAAUGGAUUCAUGGUUGCCGAGUUCCAGGGGAGUCGCACGAGCUCGCUUCACCCUGACCAGGACCAAUCUUGCCUUCUCCAUCACAUAUCAGAGGAUAAACCGGCCAAGCAUCAUCAUGUUUCUCGACUCGGAGGGGAACACAGCGUUCGAGUUCAGAGUUCCACAAGGCAACUCAGACAUGAUCUGUGGCGUUUGGAGGAACCUGCCCAAAUCUCACAUGCGUCAGCUUCAGGACGAGCAGCUUCGUGUGUCCAUGAUGGUGACGGACAGCAGGGGAGAGGAGAUUCAGGGCAAAAUCAUCAAACACAGAGCCUUGUUCGCAGAGACGUUCAGCGCUACGCUGUCGUCGGAGGAGAAUUCUGGGAUGGGAGGAAUCGCCAUGGCAACGCUGAGUGACACAGAGAACAACCUGCACUUCAUCCUCCUCAUGAGAGGCGUCGUCCAGGCUUCAGAGAGUGCAUCGCUGCCCGUGCCCAUCCGAGUCAGACUGCAGUAUCGACAGCACAUGCUGCGGGAGAUCCACGCUAAUGUUACUGCUAAUGACCCCGACUUCGCCGAGGUUCUCUCUGACCUGAACAAUCGCGAGCUGUUCUGGCUUUCACGUGGGCAGCUGCAGAUUGUUGUGGAAACGCAAGGCCACAACCCCAGGCACAUCUCAGGCUACAUCACUGGCAAGAGAUCAUGUGACACAUUACAGAGUGUGAUGUCCAGUGGCGACGCUUUGACCCCUGGGAAAACGGGCGGAGUCGGGUCAGCCAUCUUUAAUCUCCAUGCCAAUGGCACCCUUGACUACCAGGUCCAGGUGGAGGGUGUGUCCAACGCAGUGGUGGGCGUGACCAUUGAGAUGAAGCCGCGGAGACGGAACAAGCGCAGCGUGCUGUAUGAUAUGACAGGUGAGUUUGUGGCAAGUGGGCAUGGAGGGCGGGCCCUCGGCUCAUACGGACGUAUGGAGGCACGCCACAUUCACAUGCUGCUUCAGAACGAACUGUUUAUCAACAUCGGUACGAUGGAGAACCCUGAGGGGGAACUGCGGGGACAGAUCAGAACACUGCUGUACAAUGGCCUGGAGUCCAACCGACAUGAGCUUCCAUUCCCUCUGGCUGGUCAGUUUGUGUCUCCGCCUGUGAGGACAGGGGCAGGUGGACAUGCGUGGGUGACGGUAGACGAGCACUGCCACCUGCACUAUGAGAUCAUCGUGACCGGUUUGGGGAAAGGAGACGAGGCCACAGUGAACGCUCAUCUGCACGGCCUGGCUGAGAUCGGAGAGAUGGACGAGUCAGCACAUGCUGGUCCCAAACGCCUGCUCACCGGCUUCUAUGGAGAACAGGCUCAGGGGGUUUUGAAGGAUCUGAGUAUUGAGUUGUUGCAGCAUUUGGAUAAAGGCACAGCAUUCAUCCAAGUCAGCACCAAGAUGAAUCCUCAGGGAGAGAUACGGGGGCGAAUCCAUGUAGCGAACAGCUGUGAGCAAGGCUCCCGGGCCGAGGCUGUGGUCGACGAGGCUGAGUUUGACGACGUGGUGUUCGUCCGUGACCCAGAAGCUUUCAAGAAAGAUCCACUGGCAUGUUUCUUCGAAGGUGAACGUCACACUCAUGGCUCCCGCUGGUCACCGCACUACAACUCCUGCUUCACCUGCAUGUGCCAGAAGAAGACAGUUAUCUGUGACCCGGUCAUGUGUCCUGCACUGACGUGUCCUCACACCUAUCAGCCUGAGGACAAGUGUUGCCCUGAGUGCGAUGAGAAAAAAGUGCCAAAGGAGAUCACAGCUGUGGAGAGGGUUGAGGAACAUCCAGAAGGGUGUUAUUUUGAAGGCGAUCAGAAGAUGCACGCACCUGGAACUGUGUGGCACCCGUUUGUGCCACCUUUCGGCUACAUCAAAUGUGCUGUGUGUACCUGCAAGGGCUCUACAGGAGAAGUGCACUGCGAGAAAGUCACCUGUCCCCCGCUCACCUGCAGCCGGCCAAUCAGACGCAACCCUUCAGACUGCUGUAAGGAGUGUCCAGUUGACGACACACCCCUCCUGGAGGAGGGUGAAAUGAUGCAGGGGGAUGGACCGCGUCAAUGCAAGUUCGGCAAAAACUUCUACCAGAACAGUGAAAACUGGCAUCCUCGCGUGCCAUUGGUUGGGGAGAUGAAGUGCAUCACAUGCUGGUGUGAUCAUGGGGUCACAAAGUGUCAGAGAAAACAGUGUCCACUACUGAGCUGCAGCUUUAUUACACGAAGAGAGGGAAAGUGCUGCCCUGAGUGUGCAGAUGAUUUCACCAAAGAAGAAGAAAUGAUGAAGAUGGAGGAGAAAAAGAAGAGCUGGAGGCAGUGAUCCUGCCCCAUUUUUUGUCCUCAGUCCUAUCAGUCCAUCUAUCCAUCCUCCCAUCAAUCAGUUCUUCUGUCUGUCUGACCAUCUCUCUCUCGAGUGGGCCGCUGGCGAACUGUUCGAGAAGUGACAGAAACAAAAGCGGAGAAAGAGAGAAAGGGAAAAUGUGGAAAUAAACAAGCAAGUGAGGCAGAAAAAGAGCCUCUAAGAGAAAAAUGUUGAAGGAACAAAAGGAAAAAGGACCAAGCUGCUGUGCUGGAAAAAAAUCCUUCGUGAUUGACUUUUUAAAAAUUGAAUGCUUUUUUUUUUGUACUUUUUCUUUUGGGACUUGGAACAAACUUCAGUCAAAUAGAGACAAACAUACUAUACAUUUUCUUGACAAUGGGUGGUAUGAUUUUUUUUUUUUUUGUGUGUGUGUGUGUGUGUGUGUGUGUGUGAGCAUGUGUGUUAAAUUUGCCUGGUGCAGGCAGCCGUAAACUCAUUGGGUGGCAAUGAGUGAAUGUAAAACACACACAUGUGCCCACACACACAUGCGCGCGUGCACGCACGUGCGCACACACACACAUUCCAAUAUGCUUCCACAAAUACAGUAUUGUACUGUGUUUCUACAGUAUUCAUCAUCCUUAUCAGAAUAUGCAAAUUUCAGUCUCAGCCAAUAAGCUGCUCUGUCUCAUUUUUUCUAUUACAAAGUGCCUGAUUGUUUUGCUUCUCAAGUGGAGAUGAUUUGACUAAUUAAAUUGCGGAGCUCCAAGUUUGUUCAUAUUGGCUUCGCAUAUUUGUGUUGCACCGGAAGUCGUUACCUGUCUGUUUUGUUUUUCAACCCUUUAGUGUAAUGUUUUAUUAUUAUUUGCUGUCUGAUUACUCUGAUGAAUAUUGUAUUUCAUAUUUAUUGAGUGCACAGGGAAAA